Sphaerodactylus townsendi is the source of this 2231-nucleotide messenger RNA. It is a transcript of the gene CHAD, whose product is annotated as chondroadherin. The record is from RefSeq and is a predicted model, not a curated record. Lineage: Eukaryota; Metazoa; Chordata; Lepidosauria; Squamata; Sphaerodactylidae. Bases 96 to 1187 code for a protein of 363 amino acids. Gene Ontology annotation, molecular function: protein binding. The transcript has 4 exons. Gene Ontology annotation, cellular component: extracellular matrix.
CAGCUUGCUGCAGACUCACUCUCUCUUUCACUCCUCUUUCUCCCUCCUCCUUUUGCUGCUGCCCCUCCUCUUCCCUGCACAUCCACCUCAGCUCUAUGGACAUGGACCGUUCUGGCUUCUUAAUCAAGCUCUCUGGCUUACUGCUGUGCCUCCUGCCCAUUCUCCAGGCAUGUCCCCAAAACUGUCACUGCCAUGGAGGAGACCUCCAGCAUGUCAUCUGUGAUAAUGUUGGAUUGAAAAAGAUUCCUAAGGUGGCUGAGCAGACAAGGCUCCUCAACCUGCAAAGGAACAACUUCCCUGUCCUGCCAACCAAUGGCUUUAGGGAGAUGAAAAGCCUGGUCUCCCUCCAUCUCCAACAUUCCCACAUCAAGGAGAUCUCCAGUGGAGCCUUCCGGGGCCUGAAGCAACUGGUUUACCUUUAUUUGUCCAACAAUGAUAUCAGCAUCAUAAAACCAGGAGCCUUUGAUGACCUGACAGAACUCACCUACCUCUACCUAGACCACAACAAGAUCUCUGAACUGCCCAAGGGGGUCCUCUCCCCACUGAUUAACCUUUUCAUCCUGCAGCUGGGGAGCAACAAGCUCCGAGAGUUGAGAGCAGGAGCCUUCCAUGGUGCCAAGGACCUUCGCUGGCUCUAUCUCUCCAAUAAUUCCAUCACCUCAAUCCAGCCUGGGGCUCUGGAUGAUGUAGAAAACCUAGCCAUCUUCCACCUGGAUAAGAACCAACUGAGCAGCUACCCACUGGGGGCAAUGAGCAAGCUGAGAGUGGUGGAGGACCUGAAGCUGUCACACAACCCCAUGAAGGUCAUCCCAGAUUUUGCCUUUCAGUCCUUUGGGCGCUAUAUAGAGACACUCAGCCUGGAAAACAUGAACCUUGAAAAGUUUUCAGAUAAAGCAUUUGCUGGUGUAACCACACUGAAGACUGUUCACAUUGAGAACAAUAAACUUCACAAUCUUCCUGGUAACUUCCCAUUCGGCAGUCUGGAGACAUUGACCUUGUCUAACAAUCCAUGGCAUUGUUCCUGUCAGCUAGCACCCCUGCGCAGGUGGCUGGAAUCCACGCGCUCACGCCCUGAUGCAGCUUGUGCAUCACCUUCUGCAGCUCGAGGAAAUCAGAUCAGAGACGCUGCUGCACUCCGCAGCUGCAGGCUCCCCAGUAAGAGAUCCAAGAAGGGAAGCCGCCAUUAAGCAGGCCCCAGGAACAGCUAGUCCAGGUGACUGGCCGCUUUAACCAAUCAGAAAACUACUGACUUCUUCCAAGCCCUACAUCCCCAAGCAUCUUCUUCCUUUCCUCUGAGAAGUAUAAACCCAGUCCCGUCCAUCUCCUGCCAAAUGCAGAAGACAGGAUGGAAUUCACCAUUCAAUUGUUUUUUCCCCUGAUAUUAUAUGUAUUAUAACUUAUGCAUGAGAAUGCUAAGACAAGCUAAACUAGAUCCUGAUGAUAAACAACAGUCAUCUCUCCAGACCUAAUUCAAGCCACUCAGUUCAUCCUCAGGUUUAUGAAAACAAGUAGCAAACAAAAAGGUUCUCCAUAUUCCCAGACCUCCAAAUUGGUGGUUUUGACAUUAGAAAUUCAAAAUUCUCCAGCACUAAAAUCUUUAAGUGCCAACAUAUUAUUUGACCAUCAAGAAAUUCAGAAUAUGUUAUUUGGAAAUUUGCAAAGUUUGCCAAGAUCUGAUUUGCCCAACUUGGGGAUUAGAGUGAUUGUUAGCACAGUAAUACAGAUACUGGGGAAACGACUGAAAAGACGCGGUGGAGGGAAGAGAAGGGUCAGCGCACUAGAGCUUAAACUGGUUUAAAAGUUAAGGGAACAGCUUCUACAGUGAUGUGAAAGGUGGUUCCCCAAGAACAGGAAACUGAAAAAACUGCUGUCCUAGAGAAAUAUGACAGCACCAAGUGUCCAUGUAUAAAGAAGCAGAAAGAUUAUCCUUCACACCCUAGCAAAUCAUCACCAUCUCAGUUCCUUAAAAACACAGCAGGAAGCAGGAAGGUGACUGUGAUUUAUCAUAGUGGAUUUAUAAUACCACAAUUUCAACUUAACUGCAUUUUUUAUCCAGAAAGUUUAUAUAAAUAUAUAUUUAUUCCUGUAACAGUGUAAAUGACUCCUAGGAGGAUUUGAAAAAAAAAUAAGCAAAGAUGCCUCCUAUUCCUAUGUAGAAAACAAAUUGUAUAUUUUCUUAUGUACAACUUCUGUAUAAAGCUCUUGCUGCAAAUACAAAGUGAUCAAGUUUU